Molecule: messenger RNA, 1204 nt
Organism: Meloidogyne enterolobii
Lineage: Eukaryota; Metazoa; Nematoda; Chromadorea; Rhabditida; Meloidogynidae
Source: the annotation of a GenBank genome assembly
UUUUCUAUCACUGCUUCCAAUCUUCUCAAAAUUAACACAUGCUUUGCUAAAAAGAAAGAAAUACAUAUUACUUCUUGGCCUUCAAAAUUGAUAUUCUCCUAUGAUAUUCUUCAAAUCCCUGAUUAUUCCCUAGUCUACCCUCCGAACCCAAUUUAUGAUAAUUAGAGUACGUAAACAGCAUUAGAAAUCUUAUUACAACUAUUUUAAAAUUGAAUAGACAUUAUUCCUUAAUUUUUACUCUUUAUUUUGAAGCUUUUUGAAUUUUUUCAUUGCUUGUGUCAUUUAAUUUUUUUCAAGCAAAAAAAUUUUUUAAUUUAGCAAAGCAAAAAUGCUUUUGUUUACACAAAUUUUUUAUUUUAUUGCCUUUCUCUCUUUAUUUCUCAAUAAACCUAUUUAUGGAUUACUUACAAAUUGCUUGAAUGGGGCUCCUUGUGAUUGCGAUCCUGACGUUAUUGACUAUUGGGAAGAUUUAGAAUUUACAACUCCUUCGGAGCUUUUAACAACCACAAUGUUUAUUGGAACUACAGAAAAAUUAAUGACAACGUUGGGUAAUACAACGACAACAGCUUUUCCUGCCACAACAAAAAUGUUAGAGACUACAAGAAAUGAAGAGACGACAGAGACAAUUUUGACUACAGAAAGCUCGACAACCUUAACUACAACUGAAAGUGUAGUUACCACAACUAAAAUGUUAGAGACUACUGUAAAGGAAGAGACGACAACAGAAAGUGCUGUUAACACAACGACAGAAAAUGUUGAGACAACAAAAGCUCCAACAACUCCAACACAGGCAGAAACAACUGAAUUUGCUUCAACAAGUACCUUAACUACUACGGAAGCUUUGCCUACCACGAAUAUUACAAUUCCUUCAACAAUUCAAUCCACAACUAUCGUCACAACAUUGCCAACAACUGCAGAGUCUACAACCUUAUUAACGACAGAAUCUAUUCAAACGACAACUUUAGAGGUAACAACAACCACACAACCGACGACUGUUGAACCGACAACAACUAGUACAAGUACGAUUAUGCCCACAACUACGAUGCCUUGCGUUCCUUGUGCAGCUGGGCAGUCGUUAGUGUUAUACGAUAAAAAUAUUUUGAAUAGUAAUCAGAGCAUUAAUAAUGUACCCGCAUAUAGAUGUGAUAAUUGCAAUCAAAGCACAAUUUCAGAGGUAAUUGUUUGUCGAUAUAGAAAUUGUUGA